Messenger RNA from Phodopus roborovskii (desert hamster), 6742 nucleotides. It is a transcript of the gene Rpgrip1l, whose product is annotated as RPGRIP1 like. Bases 238 to 4026 code for a protein of 1262 amino acids. Gene Ontology annotation, molecular function: thromboxane A2 receptor binding. The transcript has 26 exons. Gene Ontology annotation, cellular component: photoreceptor connecting cilium. Gene Ontology annotation, biological process: retinal rod cell development; non-motile cilium assembly. Lineage: Eukaryota; Metazoa; Chordata; Mammalia; Rodentia; Cricetidae. The record is from RefSeq and is a predicted model, not a curated record.
UGCGAGACUCCCGAGAACUCCUUGGGCUUCAGUGCCGAAUUUCUCAAGUCAGCCAGCUGAGCUAGCUAGCUCAGUCCGCUACGCGACCCGCCGACGGCCAGGAGCCCAGGGAGAACUACAUUUCCCAGUGGUAACGGGACUCACCAUGUUUUCCCGUGCUCCUCUGGGCCUGCGGCAGCCCGCGCUCUGGGCGCUAUAGCAACGGUAGCUAGCUGAGAGCGAACGCGGAGAUAGGCCAUGUCUGGUCCAAGUGAUGAGACGGCAGGAGACCUGCCGGUGAAAGAUAUUGGUCUAAACCUCUUUGGAGUUGGAGGGUUACAAGAAACUUCAACUGCACGAACAAUGAAGACUCGCCAGGCAGUGUCACGUGUCAGUCGUGAAGAACUGGAAGACAGAUUUUUGCGUUUGCAUGAUGAGAACAUUUUACUUAAACAGCAUGCCCGCAAGCAAGAGGAUAAAAUUAAAAGAAUGGCCACCAAGUUAAUACGGCUAGUUAAUGACAAGAAAAGAUAUGAGCGGGUUGGUGGCGGCCCCAAGCGGCUGGGACGAGAUGUAGAAAUGGAAGAAAUGAUUGAGCAGCUCCAAGAAAAAGUUCAUGAGCUUGAAAGACAAAAUGAAGUCCUCAAAAACAGGCUAAUAUCAGCCAAACAGCAACUCCAAGUCCAGGGGCACAGGCAAACUCCGCACAGUCGUGUGCAGGCUCGAAUUAACACUGGCCGCAGGAAAGGGAGCACAAGUACAGGCUUACAGGAAUGCCCCAGGAAAGGUAUAAGAUUCCAAACUGUAGAUGAAACAGAAACUGCAGAGCCCACGCUUACAAAAUAUGGCAGCAGUUUACUUGAAGAAGCCAGAGGAGAAAUAAGAAAUUUAGAAAAUGUCAUUCAGUCACAGAGAGGCCAGAUAGAAGAAUUAGAGCACUUGGCAGAGAUCCUGAAAACUCAGUUGAGGAGAAAAGAAAGCGAAAUUGAGCUGUCUCUUCUUCAGCUUCGAGAACAGCAAGCUACAGAUCAAAGGUCAAAUAUUCGGGACAAUGUAGAAAUGAUUAAGCUUCAUAAACAACUAGUGGAGAAAAGCAAUGCUCUUUCAGUCAUAGAGGGAAAAUUUAUUCAGCUUCAAGAGAAGCAGAGAGCGCUCAGAAUCAGCCAUGAUGCCUUGAUGGCAAAUGGAGAUGAGCUAAGUGUGCAGCUGAAAGAGCAGCGCUUGAAGUGUUGCAGCCUUGAGAAGCAGUUACAUGCCGCGAGGUUUUCAGAGCGAAGAGUGGAGGAGCUGCAGGAUAGAAUUAAUGAUUUAGAAAAGGAGCGAGAACUUUUAAAGGAAAACUAUGAUAAACUUUAUAACAGUGCCUUCAGUGCUACCCUUGAAGAACAGUGGAAGUUAAAGGAGCAGCAGAUGAAAGUGCAGAUUGCACAGCUCGAAACUGCCCUAAAAUCUGAUCUAACGGACAAAACCGAAGUCCUUGACAAAUUAAAGACUGAAAGAGACCAAAAUGAGAAGCUCGUGCAAGAGAACAGAGAGCUCCAGCUACAGUGUCUGCAGCAGAGGCAGCAGCUGGAUGAGUUGAAAAGCCGCAUGAGGUUUUUCAACCAGGAGAGUGACGUUAAUGCUGAUGAGCUGGGUGAGGCUCUCCUGCUUAUAAAGGCUCAGAAAGAACAAAAAAGUGGAGACCUUUCAUUUUUAGAAAAAGUGGACAGCAAAAUUAAUAAAGAUCUAGAACAUUCCAUGAAAGAACUUCAAGCAACUCAUGCAGAAACAGUACAAGAACUUGAAAAGACAAGAAAUAUGCUAAUUAUGCAGCACAAAAUCAAUAAAGACUAUCAGAUGGAAGUUGAGGCGGUGACUCAGAAGAUGGAAAAUUUGCAGCAAGAUUAUGAACUUAAAGUGGAACAAUAUGUCCAUCUUCUUGAUACCAGGGCUGCACGCAUCCAAAAGCUGGAAGCCCAGUUAAAGGACAUUGCCUACGGCACUAAGCAGUACAAAUUUAAACCAGAAAUCAUGCCAGAUGACUCUGUUGAUGAAUUUGAUGAAACCAUCCACCUGGAACGAGGAGAAAACCUAUUUGAAAUCCACAUUAACAAAGUCACCUUUUCUUCUGAAGUCCUGCAGGCAUCUGGUGACAAAGAGCCUGUGACUUUCUGUACCUAUGCUUUCUAUGACUUUGAAUUGCAGACAACUCCCGUGGUUCGAGGCCUUCGCCCAGAAUACAACUUCACGUCUCAGUAUCUUGUCCACGUAAACGACUUGUUUCUGCAGUACAUUCAGAAGAACACUGUCACUCUGGAGCUCCACCAAGCCUACAGCACAGAUUAUGAAACAAUUGCAGCGUGUCAGUUGAGAUUCCAUGAGAUCCUAGAAAAAAACAGCCGAAUAUUUUCCACAGCAAGUUUAGUUGGAACUAAAGGAGACAUCCCAAAUUUUGGCACAGUAGAAUACUGGUUCCGAUUAAGAGUUCCCAUGGAUCAAGCAAUUCGACUUUAUCGAGAGCGUGCAAAGGCAUUAGGAUAUAUAACAUCAAAUUUUAAGAAGCCAGAGAAAAUGCAAUUGUUGAGUCAGCAAGCUCCCACAACUGCUCAGAUCAGUUCAACAGAUUCCACAGAUGCCAACCUAAAUGAGCUUCAUAUUACAAUAAGAUGUUGCAGCAACCUACAGUCCCGAGCAAGCCACCUGCAGCCACACGCAUAUGUUGUAUACAAGUUUUUUGACUUUCCAGACCAUGAUACAGCCAUCAUUCCCAGUAGCAAUGAUCCGCAGUUUGAUGACCACAUGUGUUUCCCAGUGCCAAUGAAUAUGGAUUUGGAUCGCUACCUUAAGUCAGAGUCUCUGAGUUUUUAUGUGUUUGAUGAUAGUGAUACCCAGGAGAAUAUUUACAUAGGAAAAGUUAAUGUGCCUCUGAUUUCACUGGCACAUGACAGGUAUAUCUCAGGGAUAUUUGAGUUAAUGGAUAAUGAAAAGCAUUCUGCAGGAACCAUCCAAGUUAUAUUGAAAUGGAAAUUCACCUACCUUCCACCAAAUGGAUCAAUAACUACUGAAGACUUAGGAAAGUUCAUAUGCAGAGAAGAUCCAGAGGUUGUUCAGAAACUCCCUCCAACAUCCUCGUGUGUUACAUCAGUUGUAGCACCAAAACCUAAACCAAGACGUUUAACACUUGUGGACAAAAAAGUCUCUUUUGUGGAUAUAAUGCCUCACCUGAGUCCUACUUCUCCUCCUCCUGAAGAUGUAAAGGACAAUUCCCCAGAAAUGGAACACACACCAGAAACUAAUAUGUCAGCUGUUUCAUUUACUUCCAAGGAAAGCAGUGUAGCUGAAGUAGAAGAAAACAUAGAGAAAAUGCAACAAGGAAAAGAAGAUGACAUCUCUUUCCUAUCUGAAGGUCAGCUUGCAUCACAAAGUGUGGCUUCCUCUGAAGAUGAAACAGAAAUAACAGAAGAACUGGAGCCAGAAGAUGAGGACAGAUCAGCUUCUGACAGUGAUGACUGUAUCAUCCCAGGUUCUGUCUCUAAGGACACCAAAAAAUCAUCAGAGGAAAUUCGGAUUGAGAUCAUAGCUCUGAGCCUCAAUGAUUCUCGAAUAACUAAGGAUGACACAAUCCAACGGCUGUUCAUUGAAUGUCGGUUCUACAGUCUUCCCGCUGAAGAGACACCUGUGUCACUGCCAAAACCCAAGAAUGGGCAAUGGGUCUACUAUAACUAUACCAAUGUGAUCUACCUGGAUAAAGAAAACAACCCAGUGGAGAGAGACAUCCUAAGAGCCGUGCUGCAAAGGCAAGAGCUGCCUCACAGAAGUGUGCGCUUUACUGUGGUCAGUGACCCUCCUGAGGACGAGCAGGACCUGGAGUGUGAGGACAUCGGCAUUGCUCAUGUUGACCUCAUGGAUGUGUUUCAGAAAGGGAGAGACAUCACCGAGCAGGACAUUGAUGUGUUUGAUGCCCGAGCAGACGGAGGCAGCAUCGGCAAGCUGAAGGUGACAGUGGAGGCUCUCCAUGCCCUGCGGUCUGUCUACAAGCAAUGCGGAGAAGACUCAGAGGCCUGAAAGACACUUGCAGAGGCAUCCUACUUCUGAGAGAAUGCCCACAUGAAAGCUGCAGGAUGAGAUUUUGAGUAAUCACUCUGGUGUAUGUAAUCUAUAAUUCAUGGGGAGCUGAGGGGGAGUGCCUGGGUUUAGGCAUGAACAAGUUUUGUAUAGUUUUUGUUUGUUUAUUUUUCUAUCCCCUCUUCCCCAUAACUACUCCCCCCCCCUUAGGACUUCAGUUCUCCUCAGUGGGCUUCCUUCUCAAUAAUUUAUAUCAACAUGAUAGAAUGAAAUAUCUAUUUACAUUUGCAACAAUUCUUACAAAAAAUUGGGAGAGGUCUCAUUUUUAUUUUUCAUAAGGAAAAGCCUAAAUCUUAGGAAACCUAUGGGAGAAAAAAAAAAAAACACUUUUUAUGUUAUCCCUAAUCGUCCCACUAAAUGGAAAGCCUCUGAUUAGCCUCAUUAAGACUUUUAUACUGUGAAGAUUUUAUUAGAAGCAAUAUAUGAAAAUUACUUGGAUUAAUGUGUUAAUCUUCCUCUUUAAAAUGCUAAUAUCCACUUUAUGCACAUUAAAGCUCAGUAUGCAUUUUCCUUGAUGCAUGCAGUUUAUAUCAAUUAAAUAUAAAGAAGACAUGGCACCAACUUAGUAAAUUACCCCCAGUUUUGUUAGUUUUCUAAACAUUGUAGUCCUUCCAGGUUAUAAGGUAUCAGUGUAUCUGUAAUGCUGAUAUGGGACCCAAGAUUAUACUCAUAUAAAGAUAGAUAGCUACACACACACACACACACGAAAUUCAUACUUUACAAACUAAAGUUAUUACAUAAAAAAAUUAAAGUGUGACUCAAAUUCUAAAAUGUUUAGUUUGACAUGAAAGGAGACCCUCUUUAUCAUUCUUUAAACUUACAUCAAGCUUAUUCAGUUCUGGGAUGUAUCUAGAUAUGCAGACCCUCAAAAAGCAGCUCCCAAAGUUAAUUUCUAGCUUUUGCACAGUCUUGCUGAAGGGUUUAAUUGAUAUUUUUAAUGGAGCUGUGAAUCAGUGCUGCAAAGGAAUUGUCUCUGGGGGUCUGAGAUAUAAUGCAUUUCAUUUUUUAAUUUACUUUUUUAUUUGUCGUUUUCUUCAAAGGAUUUUUAUAGGCUGUGGGUUUUCACUGUUUGCAAACAGGCUAUUCCUUCUUAAGCAUAUGUAAAGUAUUCAGGGAGAUAAGUAAUUUAUUAAAAUCUACCUAAUUUGCCGUGCUAUAUUAAAUCUCUGCUUCAGUGAUCACAGACCAUUUCAUUUAGAGAAUUAGGCAUUCCCUCUUUGUGUGAUUAAAGCCCUGGAAAAUGAGUUCUUUGCUCCUAUUUGUGAACAUUCAAAGCCUGCUAAUGGCAGGAAGAUGGAAUAGAUUAUGAGACAAUUCAUUACAGUUCAACAGGGGAAAAAGCAGCUAUAAUGCAAAAAUGCAAGUAUGAAUAUCAGUGUAUAGUUGAACCAUCUGUGCUCUAACGGCUUCAGUGAUGACUCCUCCUUGGGAGGCUUUUAAAUGACAUCCAUACGAUAUUAAUUUGUUGGCACACUUUGUGGGACCAGUAGAGUAUGAUGUGACCACAGAAUUGUAUAAAUUGUGUCUGUACCAUUGGGCACCACUGUCCUCCGGCAUGCCUUCUCCAGGAAGAAUCUUGCUCUCAUCAGACUCUGCAGAUCUUCAUAACAACUCAUUCCUCUGGAACCUUCCAGUGACCACAAACAUCUGCAGACAGAACCUCUCCAAUCCUAGUAAACAACCACAUGUUUGUUGUCACUUUAGCUGGCUCUGAGCUCAUCUUUUUGGCCUCUUUUUCUAGCUUUCUUUGGCUUUGUGCAGCUACAGUGUCAUUAAGACCAUACUAUUCCCUGCAGUAAUUUAAAACAGCCAGAUUAUACCCUGGGAUUAGCUGAGUGGUUUUGUGAGACAUUUAUUGUGGUAUUCUCCCGGGGGGCAUGCACAAUUGUUUUAAAAUGUUAUAGCCCAAGCUAAAUAACACUUUCUGCCGGGAGGAAAAUGGGAUGGUGCUGACUUCUUAGCAUCUUUAAGUAGAGACAGGGAAGUUUUAAUCAGAAAAUGUCUAUAAGUGACUCAGUCAGCUAUAUAGAACCUAUACCUCAAGUACAAUUAGGGGUUUAGCCGCUUGUAUUUACUAGCUUUAAAAUGCUCAACUUCAGAUCCUGCAGAAGUUCCCAACACUCACUUCACAUGCAAUGGCUACUAAAGAGUUCUGUCGGGGAAGUGGGAUGAAUACCCUCAUACAGAGUCCAUGGCAUCUUUGUCUAGUCAAAUGUUAGCCAGGGUUCAUGGAAAAGUUCACCUCCAUGAGCCAGGCUUGCUUUGUGAAGGCUGACUGUGGUUUGGGGGCUCCCGGGCACACUGACAUGGCCCUGGAGGAGAACUUGCUCAGUUCACUCAGCACUCUGGGAGCUGUAAUGCUUUCAGUUUGGAAAUAUAAAGAGAGACGUGAUGUGGCAUGUGGGAGAGUGAAUUGUACAUGGUUUUUUGCCUACUGUAGUAGAAAUGUCAAAUUCCCAGCCACUGUCAUGAGAAGCAGUUGACAAAAAUAAGUUUUAUGGUUUACAGUGUGGUUUACGUAGAGAACAUUUCUCUUCACUCUCGGUUUCAACAUGUUUUCUGAAUUAUCAUGGUUUGUUGCCAUUUAACUUAAAUUAGUUUUUUUAAGAAUAAAUAGAGACUAUGUUUAAUCAAAUAAAGAACGGCCGCAUUGAAA